AUGGAUGACCCCGAUGCAAUCCAAUUACAACAUGUUCAAGCUCAGGUAGAUGAUGUCUUAGUUUUAAUGCGAGAUAAUUUUAAUAGAGUACUGGAAAGGGAUUACAGAUUAUCGGACUUAAGGGAUAGGGCCGAUGCACUGGAGGCCUGUGCCCAACAAUUUCAGCAGCAUGGUCAUCGGUUAAACAGACAAUAUCUAUUGGCAAAUAUUAAAGCAAAUAAAACAUUGAUAAUAGGAGGGUGCACCUACCACCCGAGCACCGGCAUGUGGAUUACUGAAUGCUACGUCUAA
This is a messenger RNA of Oppiella nova, 291 nucleotides long. Lineage: Eukaryota; Metazoa; Arthropoda; Arachnida; Sarcoptiformes; Oppiidae. The record is from the annotation of a GenBank genome assembly.